AUUUUUAUAUUCAUUCAUUCAUAUAUUUUGAAACAUGAUCGAUCCUAGAGCUUAUGUGAAUGAACAGAAAAAGAAAUAUCCAUCUUUACAUAAGGAAUGGGAAAUUUUGGAAGAAUUUUAUGAGAAAAAGUUAUGGCAUCAAUUAACAUUGAAAUUGGAAGAUUUUAUUAGAAAUGAACAUUUUGUAUCAAAUGGUGGCUUAGUAGAUCUAUAUGAAAAAUUUAUAUUUGAAUUCGAAAAUAGAAUUAGCUCCUUAGUUUUAAUUAAAUUAGCUAUAGAAAUAUCUGUGGAAAUUAAAGAUACUGAAGAAAGAAUAAAAUUUUUACAAAAAAUUAAAGACAAAGUUUCUUUAAAUAAAGAAGCUGAUGCUUUAGCUUACACUGCAUUAGGCCAUAUAUACUUGACGAGAAAAGACUAUAGUAAAACUAAGGAAUUAUUGGAUAAGGCGGAAGAAAUGCUAGACAAAUUAAAUGGGAUAUCGCCUGUUCAUUGCGAGUUGUAUAGGCUUUCAAGUGAAUAUUAUUACGAAAUUAAGGAUUACGUGUUGUAUUACAAGGAAACUUUGAAGUUUCUGGGAGUCAUGGAUAUUGAUAAACUAUCUAAGGAAGAAAUGGAGCGAUACGCCUACAAUUUAUCCAUAGCCAGUUUAUUGGGAGAAGACAUUUACAAUUUCAAUGAAUUGUUAUCUCACCCCGUUUUCGAUUCGAUGCGAAAUUCUAGCGAUCAAGCUAAAGACUAUGGUUGGUUAGUGGAAUUACUUUACGCUUUCAAUGGCGGAGACCUUAAAAAGAUGGAAAAACUCAAGCCCCGGUGGAGUAAAAUGUCGCUUUUGAAAGAAAAAUCGACUCUGUUGGAGAAGAAGAUCAAGCUUUUAUGCCUCAUGGAGAUGACUUACAAAAAGCCAGCUAAUAACAGACAAUUAACCUUUGAAGAAAUAUCAAAAGGUGCAGAGGUUCCUAUCAAAGAUGUUGAAAAUUUGGUAAUGAAAGCCCUCUCGUUGAACCUGGUGAAGGGAUACAUCGACGAGAUAGACAAGAAAGUUUACAUGAAGUGGGUUCAACCUCGGGUUUUGGAUUUGAAACAAAUAGCCACUAUGAAUCAGAUUUUGGGUAAGUGGAGCGACGAUAUUAAAUCCGUUGAAGACACCUUCCACGAAAACGCUAAAGAACUUAUUCAUUUCUAAAAGCCAAAUUUUAUUUUUUUUAACGCCACUCAUCUAUGAUUGAUUGUCAUGCAUAUUAUUUAUUAUUGUUUAUUUUUUUAAAAAU
This is a messenger RNA of Gordionus sp. m RMFG-2023, 1268 nucleotides long. RefSeq names its product 26S proteasome non-ATPase regulatory subunit 13-like. Gene Ontology annotation, biological process: ubiquitin-dependent protein catabolic process. The record is from RefSeq and is a predicted model, not a curated record. NCBI's taxonomy places the organism in Eukaryota, Metazoa, Nematomorpha, Gordioida, Chordodea, Parachordodidae. The transcript has 12 exons. Bases 35 to 1183 code for a protein of 382 amino acids. Gene Ontology annotation, molecular function: structural molecule activity; protein binding. Gene Ontology annotation, cellular component: proteasome regulatory particle, lid subcomplex; nucleus; cytosol.